Cephus cinctus (wheat stem sawfly) is the source of this 1768-nucleotide messenger RNA. Its product is annotated as endoplasmic reticulum-Golgi intermediate compartment protein 3. Bases 107 to 1267 code for a protein of 386 amino acids. The record is from RefSeq and is a predicted model, not a curated record. NCBI's taxonomy places the organism in Eukaryota, Metazoa, Arthropoda, Insecta, Hymenoptera, Cephidae. Gene Ontology annotation, biological process: retrograde vesicle-mediated transport, Golgi to endoplasmic reticulum; endoplasmic reticulum to Golgi vesicle-mediated transport. Gene Ontology annotation, cellular component: Golgi membrane; COPII-coated ER to Golgi transport vesicle; endoplasmic reticulum. The transcript is spliced from 8 exons.
CAUUACCGUACACGUUUAACGCCGAGGGAUCGUCGGUAUCAGCACGGCGAUAAUCACAAUCAUUCGUGGACGUUAAGGAAGUUGCAAAAAAGUAUAUUUAGUAAAGAUGAAAAUACUAGAAAUAUUUCGCCUUUUCGAUGUGUAUCCUAAAACUCUUGAAGAACGCGUCCAGACGUUCGGCGGCGGUAUUGUGUCGAUGAUCAGUGCAUUGAUGAUGAUAAUAUUCUUCCUGUGUGAAGUCGAGGAUUACCUUAAGUAUAACUUGAAAGAAGAGCUGUUUGUAGAUACAUCGAGGGGUUCUAAAUUGAGAAUUAACUUGGAUAUUAUAAUACCUACAAUAUCUUGUGAUUUAUUGUCACUUGAUGCAAUGGAUGCAACAGGGGAGCAACAUUUGCAAAUAGAACAUAAUAUAUAUAAAAGGAGAUUAGACCUUGAUGGUAAACCUAUUGAAGAUCCUCAGAAAACAGAUAUUGUAAAAACAAAAGGGUUGAUGGAAACAACAAACCAAAAUAAUACACAAGAUGCGAAUGAGUGUGGAGAUUGCUAUGGAGCUACUAGUGAAGCAAUGGGAAUACUAUGUUGUAACACAUGUGAAGACGUUAGGAAGGCUUAUAAUAUGAAAAAAUGGGCAUUCCCAGAUCCAUCAUCUAUAAAGCAAUGUAGAGAUGAUAAGUCUGUAGAAAGAAUGAAACGUGCAUUUUUAGAAGGAUGUCAGAUAUAUGGCUAUAUGGAGGUCAAUCGAGUUGGUGGAAGUUUCCAUAUUGCUCCUGGAGACAGUUUUUCUGUUAACCAUGUUCAUGUGCACGAUGUACAACCAUACUCAUCUACUCAGUUCAAUAUGACACACAAGAUCCGUCAUUUGAGCUUUGGACUGAACAUUCCAGGAAAAACCAACCCAAUGGAUGGCACAGUGGUCGUAGCUAGUGAAGGAGCUAUGAUGUUUCAACACUACAUAAAAAUUGUGCCUACCACUUAUGUUCGAAGAGAUGGUUCUACACUGGUUAGUAAUCAAUUCUCUUUAACGCGAUACUACCGAGGCAUAUCUCAGGCAUCUAGCGAUUCAGGAAUGCCUGGAGUAUUCUUCAGUUACGAAUUAAGCCCACUGAUGGUGAAGUAUACCGAAGUCAAAAAAUCCUUUGGACAUUUUACAACUAACGUAUGUGCGGCAAUUGGUGGUGUAUUUACUGUGGCUGGACUAAUUGACGCCAUCCUAUAUCGAUCCGUUCGUGCAAUACAGCGAAAAGAUGAAUUAGGUAAAUUCAGUUAGGAUCUUUAACUAGGAGUUUUUGAAAUAUUAAGAACGAUUGUGAAUGUUAAUGCAUUCGUGUGAUCGUUUCGAUCUAUUAAAUAUAAUAUAAGGCAUAGUAAUUAAUAAUUAAGUGCUAAGGAGUCGCGCUGUUUAUUGCCUGUUUCUCAAUAUUUUUAAUUCUUGAGGGUGGAGCUGUAUUUAUCGAUGAAAUAAUUUUGAUUUGUAAUAAUCUUGAACAAUACUUGGUUUUGUAUUGUUUCAACUAGAAAGAUGAAUAAUCAUGUCUGAUGAUAGUCUUCAUGAUGUUGAAAUAAGUAUUUAUAUUUAAGUUUUGACAUUGACAUUGACUGUAUUGUGUAUUUUAUAAUUGAUUCUUUUAUCCAUUUGAAAACUAGCACAACAGGAUAUGUAUUGUUUAAUUCAUAAAUUGUCGCGGCAUGAUAUUUUGUGACUGUGUCACAGAGAUUUGUAAGAUAUAUGCCAAUAUGCAUAAUGAGAUAAACCAUUAUGUUUAGUGAA